CAAUACAAACAGCAGUCAAAGAAAAUAAAUGGAAGUGGGAAAAGUAAGAAUACGUCAUCCAGUGAGCAGCCAGUCAGGUGUGGAACCAAGAAACAUUUGUCAUCCAGUGAUCUGCCAGUCUGGUGUGGGACUUGGUCACAGUGGAAGCCGGCUAUGGCACUUGUACCGUUUUUGGGUGUUCCGGAGGUCCUCAAGGUGGCUAAACCUGUACAACUAGAGGGAGGAAAGGGUUGUGUGCUGUACUACAGAUACCUCAUCAGAGAAGACAAACAACAUGAUUGUUGUGCCGGUUUGAGACAUGUGACAGAGAUACAGAAGGCAGGACGGGGACUGUAUGGAUAUUUCUGUGACCUAUGCAAGUUUACAUGCCAGGCACCAUCUGUCAUACAUCAGCAUGUAUGUGGGUACCAGCAUGUCAUCAAUUACCUGGAACAAGAUCAUCCGUACAUCUAUGGUAAAGUUCUGCUAGAAUCUGAGGAACAAGUGAAGAAAAAGAUGACAGAUUUCCAUGUGAGGGAACUGAGGCAGACGGAGGGGCUGGAGGCCAUUAAUGUAGUCAUGGUCAGGUUGAAGGACAAACAACAAGGAGAUAACAUCAAAUCAGAAACAGUUGCUAGAGAAAAGAAACAGUCCAAGUUACCUCAAAAUCUGGAUAAACAUCGUGCUUCCUUACCCAGUUCAGAGUCAUCAGAGAAACCCAAAGGAUACCAAAAACAUGCUGAGGCUACAAGAGGCGACCAGAAACCUGCUCAAAAAUAUGAAAAGUCUUCCCAGGUACUCAAAAAGCCAUCACAGAUGCAGCAGAAAGCACAGGUACACCAACCAUCUUCGAAGGAAUUCGGUAAAGCAUCAGAAACCAUCCAGAAACCUCAUAAAAGCCAAACGUCUUCUAAAGCACUCCGAAAACCAUCACAAAUGCAACAAAAGCCAUCGCAGGAACAUCAGAAAUCAUCACAGAUACAUCAGAAAUCAUCACAGAUACAUCAGAAUCAGAAAACAUCACAGAUGCAACAAAAACCAUCACAGGUACACCAGGAACAAUCACAGGUACAACAAAAACCAUCACAGGGACAAGAGAAACCAUCACAGGUACACCAGAAACCAUCACAGGUACAACAGAAAUCAUCACAGGUAUGCCAGAAACAAUCACAGGUACAACAAAAACCAUCACAGGUACAACAAAAACCAUCACAGGCACAACAGAAAUCAUCACAGAUAUGCCAAAAACUGUCACAGGUACGCCAGAAACCUGAGGUUGGAAAAAAACCAGAGCAGCAACAAAAAGAUGUUUUGAUACACAAAAAUGGACCAGUUUCUGCAUCCCAUGUGCGGUGGAAACCAGAAUUGGACAACAUCAAUAUUUACAAGUUGUUGAAGAUAGAAUGUGGUGAAAAACCUGUCAUUGGUUUGCAGUAUAUACAUGAAACAAUAGACAAGUCCUCGGAGGAUCCUAUAUCAUAUCAAUGUAAACUUUGCUGUUUGACCUUCACCAUAGCAACCAUAUGUAAACAUCUGACAAGUUUUGUGCACAGAUUCAAGUAUUUGGAGAAAAAUUAUACAGAAUUAUGUGAGCAGAUAAAGCGUGCUCCGCAGUUGUUAGAGAAUUACUGUUGCUGGAUAGAUGCAACAUAUGGUCGAGAAGAUUGCGUGCUGCGGAAAGUUCUUAUAAAAGACGGGAAAGACGGUAGACCAGUCUACAUAGAAAUGAAAUCUGUGACAGACUUAGAGUACACAUCACCGUGGAAAGAUGUGUAUAGUCUGGAAAAAUUGAAACAGAUGUCACAGACAGUACAGUCCAAGCCACAAAAACCCACAGCAGCUGAAGAGAGAAUCAAAGAACAGGUUAAAGACAUUAUGAAAGAUAUAGAAGACAAGACGGCAGAUAUCAACAAAAUUAGUCAUGGCUGUAGAGAGGGUCAGAACAAAAUGAUGACAGAUGCUGAGUCUACAGGUGUAGCUGCUAGUGUUGCAGAGAGGGCAGGUGAAACUUACAUCUGGAAAAAAGAAUAUGAGAAACUUCGUGAGAGGAUCAGUAACCAGGAAAUUGUCAAAUGUCAGAGAAGGUCCAAGUUCUUAUCAACCUAUGGAGACAAGGCUGGAAAAAUACCACUUACAGGUUUAAAGGAGAUUACAGAGUUCCAGCUUCCAGAUGUGAAUGCCCAACCCUGGUAUCUGUGUUUCCUGUGUGAGAAAAGACUUUGCUCCAUGAAGAUAUUUGAUCAUGUGACCUCCCAUGACCACAGACUGCAGUAUAUGAAAUCCAAUUACCAAUACUUGUAUGACCUUGUGACAUCUAACAACCCUGCAGCAAUGUCUGUUGACGGAUUUGCUAAGGAAAUAGCAAGCACUGAGGGGGAUGUGAGAGAGAUGGAGGUGAUGUUAGAAUUGAAUUCUGAGGUACAGAACAGAACCAUGGAGGUCAGAGAUAAAACAUCCAGCAGCAAUCAGGAGGUUGUAAGAAAUAAAUGUGAUAGAAAAAGACUUGGAAGUAGUGAUGUGUCUACAAAAACUGUAAGACCCGUGCUUAAAGAUUCUGACAUGCAGAAUUCUGAAAAUAAUCGUUUUAAAGAAAAUCUUAGCCUAGAAAAAGGAAACAAUGAAAAGGAUUGUAAUGUAAAACGUAUGAGAGCAGUCAGCAGCCCUGGAGGUAGUUGCAAUCGUGACAAGCAAAGAAAAACUCACAGGUCUGGGCCUGUGAAAAAUAGUGGGAGUAAUGACCCUCUAGAAAAGAGUUGUGAUCCAACUGAGAGUGCAUGUCAGAGGAAUGAUAAGUAUGUAAAGAGACAAAGUGAUGACAAGUUUUCUGCCGGAAAGGAAGGAGUUCCUAGAUCUGCGGAAAAUGUUCAGUUGAAAAGAACUUUAGAAAGUGAUAGUGGAAGUCAAGAAAAUGUUGAAAAACAGAGAACUGAUAGUCCAAGAAAGAAAAGAAUGAGGAGCCAGGCUGUGUCUGCAGUUGACUCGAAUCUUCAGAAAUCUAGUGAUAAAAUGACUGACAUAAAUCAAUAUAAAAAAGUAAGAGAUUCAGUGAAAGAGGAGAAAAAGCACAACACUUUACAACAGUUAAUAGAUGAAUGGCCUCAUACAUCCAUGAUAGGUCUUGACUACAUCUGUGAAAUAAAGCAUUCAGUGCGGGAAGACUUCCCCCCUCUGUACAGGUGUGAUAUUUGUGGUAAUACAGACAGUAAACACCUGGCAGCUAGAGAAAUGUUGUUCCAUGUUUGCAGCAGAAAUCAUCGUGAAAGUUUCUUUAAAAAUAUCAGAAAAGAUCUGUUUAUGGAGAUACAGUCAAACACAACAGACCAGAUAUCUUACAAUUCUCUACUGGAUCAGUAUGCCAAGCUGUAUCAAGAUAGGACCUCGGAAUGUUUUCAUACAGAAUCAGUGGAUGACGAUUUACUCUGGCAACGCUUCCAAACUCAAGAUAAGAAAGUGAAUCCGAGUACAAUCUCCAGCACAGUAGUACAGAUGAAAGCUGGUUCCCCUGCUGUAAAGAUAAGCUACUAUGUUUCACCAUCUGAAAUUCACCUCCAGCUUACUGACACAGAUAAAACUGCAGUAAAUGAGUUAAUGAAGGACAUGCAGGUUGUCUAUAACAACAGUGUACAUGAUAGUCAUGUUAAGUGGGAGGAAGGCAUGUUUUGUGCAGCUUUCUUGAUGUCAGAAAAACUCUGGUAUAGGGGUAAAAUCACGGAGAUUGCUACACCUGGACAAGGUUUUGAGGUUCUUCUCAUUGACUAUGGAAGUAAACACAGAGUUUCAGACCACAAUCUACGAUGUGUUCUCAAACAGUUCAGGGGGCUACCAUGUUUGUCUUUCUGCAGUAAACUGUGUGACCUGAAGCCUGCGAACAGUCUUGUUGAGUGGCCUUCAUCAACAAACACACUUGUUAAAAAUGUUGUACAGAGAAGGAAGUUAUUUCUAGAGAAAAAGGGUAGAGUUAAAGAUGGCAAGCUACCUGUUGAUUUACUGAUCGAGAGUGAAGACAAGCUGUCGGGAACGAAAAAAUACAGAUCACUAUCACUGAUACUACAGCGGGAAGGAGUGGCUGUCAAGGAAGGACUGGACAAUUUAUCAGCUGACUCAAAUUUUUCCAGCGGAAUGCCAGUCAAAACAGAAGUGAAGUCUGGACCUGUUUGUGAGAAUGAGAGCACCAGUGUUAGAGAAACAGAAGAAAGAGAAAAUUUUACCACAUUAUACAGUCACGACUCUACCACUGGUGACUUCUUAAAUCAGGGCAAUUUAUCUGGAAAUAUAGAUCCACCUAACGCUGAGUCAAGAUUCCCAGUGACUCUAGGUGUACAGUCACAAGUAUGUUUUGAAUAUAAUCAUGGUUUUACAGAUUAUAAUUCCCCGUUAGAACCCAUAGAAUCAUCUGCAAUGGACAGUUGUUUUGGUCUAAAAGAUAAUUCGUCAUACCGAUCAGAUAUAUUUUCUACUGAACAUCUGCAAGAACCGUUUGAAGUUCAUCCGGAACAGUGUAUGUCGGAAGAUCUUGUACCACAUAUCAAUUCAGACUUGGACUAUCCAGCAUUCAUGCAUGAUCCUUUCCAACCAAAUGAAAGAGUUGAAGCAUCAAGGUUCUUCGGUAACGACCAGUCACAUUAUUACGAUGGUACAAGAGUAAUGCAGGCCUCUACUGACUAUGAGGAUUCUAUGGAAAUAGAUUAUCCACAAAAAUCACAACAAAUGGUAAGGGAUCCACCAUAUCUUAAGUGUUCAUUUUCUGCAGUGCAUCCAGUCCAAGCUGUUCAGCAAGAUCUAGUAGUUGGGCAAGAAUUCUGUGGUACAACUGAGUUGUCCUUUUCUUCACUAAAAUCACUUGAUUCGUUUGAUUUUGGGGCGGCACAUGUAGGUUCUGGGUUACAUUUACCAAAAACAAGGCAGGAUAAAAGGAAAAGAAUGAGACGUAGAGGCAAACAUGAUAAGAAACAUUUUAGACCUUCAGAGGAACAUCUUGGACCUUCUAAGGAACAUUUUAGAUCUUUAAAUAGAUAUUUUGGACCUUCAAUUUCAAAUAAUAAAAAACUGAAAAGAAGAAGGAAUAGAAACAAACAAAAUCAAUCAAACAAAGUGGCAGGCGGAUUGCUACAUGAUGGAACCAGCACAAAUGAUAAACCUGUUGAAAAAGAUGAGUCGGGUAAAUCCACAAAAGAAAUUGGUAGUAAGGAAAAGGCGAGUGGAAUUUUGACUUCUGUUUGGGAAAGAUUGAACGCUUCUGAUGAGGAGGACAUAAACCUGAGUGAAAGUGAACUACAAGAACUGGAAGCUACUCUAAAUAGUAGUAAUCAGUUUGGCAGUGAUGCAUCUGACCAGGAAUAAUUUAGAUACAUGUAGGUUGUGCUUUUCCGGAUGUUAAUUACGGCCUGGUUGUUACAGUGGAAUUUGGUUCAGUGGUACAGCUCUUGCAGAAGAUACAAUUAAAAUUUAAUCAUGUUGUUCAUUCAGACUGGUGAAAGAGCAAAUUAAUUUAUCGUAAUUUUUAUUAGCUCGACUAUACGAAGUAUAUGGAGAGCUAUCCUACUCACCACGGCGUCUGCGUCUUUGCGCCUUCCCACCCUGGUUAAAUUUUUUUUUACACUUUCUUUUUUUUCUCCUUAUCUCUGUAAUUAACUUGAUGGAUUAAACUUAAAAUAGUUAAUCCUCAUCACCACCCACAUCAUAUGGCACAAGGGCCACAACUCUUACACCAAUAUUUCGUGAGUUAUCCCCCCUUUUACUUAGAAUUUCAGUUUAAAGUUUUGAUGCAUUUUCUAUCUCAGUUAUUCCUAAAUGGAUUUGAUUCAGACUGAGAGUAGUUGUUCCACAUCAUCUCCCACAUCACAUGACACAAGGCCCAUAACUCUGGUACCAAUAUUUAAUGAAUUAACCCCCCUUUUACUUAGAAUUUCAGGUUACAGUUUUGAUGCACUUCAAGUAUAUCUCAGUUAUUACUGAAUUGAUUUGAUUCAAACUUAAAAUAGUUGUUCAACAUCAUUACUCGCAUCAUAUGACACAAGGGCCAUAACUCUUGCACCAAUAUUUCAUAAAUUAUCUCCCCUUUUUACUUAGAAUUUCAGGUUAAAAGUUUUGAUACACUUUCACUCUAUCUCAGUUAUUACUAAAUGGAUUUGAUUUAAACUUAAAAUAGUUGUUCCACCUUAUCUUCCACAUCAUUUGACACAAGGUGCAUAACUCUGGCACCAAUUUUUCAUUAAUUAUGCCCCCUUUUACUUGGAAUUUAAGGCUAAUUUUGAUGCAUUUUCACAUCUCAGUUAUUAAAAAUGGGUUUGAUUCAAACUUAAAAUAGUUGUUCCACAUCAUCACCUACAUUAUAUGACACAAGAUGCAUAACUCUUGCACUAAUAUUUUAUGAAUUAUGCCCCCUUUUUGCUUAAAAAUAUACUAUAUAGUGUUUUGAUACACUUUAUCUUUACCUCUCUUAUUACUUAAUAUUUUUGGCACAGACUCAAGCUAUUGUGCAAUAUCUUCAUCCACCAUUGGAGUCAUUAAACACUCCAGUGACAGCUCCAGUUUCCUCAGAUGGGCCCAGUUUCACUAUCCAGCAUCAGAAUAGUCGAGCGUGCUGUCUCCUGUGACAGCUCUUGUUAGACUUCCAUUACAUUGUUUUUGAAAUACUUUCCACCAUACCUAUAGACUUCUUGCAGAUGUUCAAAAUAAAAUCUGAGAAGAGAUAUUUUGAAAGCAAAGUUUCGUUCAUUUUUUACUAUAUAGGAGGAUACAAGUUAGAUGUUGGUAUUGGACUAAAAUUUGAUUUUAUUGCCAACAUGCUUUUCAACAAAAGUAUUUUCAUUGUAUCAGUGUAUAUGUCAAAGCAAAUUUUUAUUUUCACUAUUUGGAUUUGUUGUUUUGUUAUAAAUACAUGUAAAAGAAUUCAA
Messenger RNA from Mercenaria mercenaria, 6875 nucleotides. RefSeq lists its product as uncharacterized. The transcript is spliced from 21 exons. The record is from RefSeq and is a predicted model, not a curated record. Bases 154 to 5319 code for a protein of 1721 amino acids. Lineage: Eukaryota; Metazoa; Mollusca; Bivalvia; Venerida; Veneridae.